Messenger RNA from Naumovozyma castellii, 765 nucleotides. It is a transcript of the gene SAW1, whose product is annotated as DNA-binding protein SAW1. The record is from RefSeq and is a predicted model, not a curated record. The transcript has a single exon. Bases 1 to 765 code for a protein of 254 amino acids. NCBI's taxonomy places the organism in Eukaryota, Fungi, Ascomycota, Saccharomycetes, Saccharomycetales, Saccharomycetaceae.
AUGGCAUCAAGUAUUGCGACAGUUCGCAUUUCCAAAAAUGCAAUCGUAUCCCUCCGAGUAUUUAUCAACAGAAAGAAGUUACUACGAAACAAUUCUCGAGAAGGUCAGACAUUUCAGGCUCCUUUGCUAUCAAAUAAUUCUAUUAUAUGUUUGAAAUCACCGUUGGUUAGAAUCCUAAUAUCUAAUCAAGAUAUGGAAAGACUAACUAAUGAGAUUAGAGACACCAUCAUUUUAAUUGUUUAUGAUUUGAGUUCACCUGAAGUAAUGGAAACGGUGUUAGGUAAGUUGAGAAUAGGCUCAAGCGCUGAUUUCGAAACAGAGAUACUACCAAAAUUAAUGGAUGAGAAUACACUAUCCAAGGAUCUUGUAAAUGUUCCUCUUCAGACAGUAACAAGAGUGGCUAAAUUUAAGUAUAAAUUGAGGUUUAAAGGAAAUUGGGAAUUGGAUAUUUUUAUUAAUAAUAUGAAGAAGCUCAUAAAGAUAAGACAUUUUCUACUAUUUACAGAUGGACACAUGUCAGCAGCCCGUACUUUGGAAUUGCCACCUAAUAGACGCAUUCUGUUAACUGAACAAAAGACAUCCUUGGAGUCUGAAGGAUCUCCGAUGAUCCCACUUGAAGUGGAUGGGGAUGAGAUGAUAGAAACAACCCAAGACGCAGUUGAAGAUGUGAAACCUGAUAUUAAGCUUAAAUACAACCCUAUAAUCAAUUUGGGAGAGUGUCUUUCAAUCCAUAUUCUUCAAAGACCGAGAAGGCAUAAAGUCUGA